Messenger RNA from Acanthoscelides obtectus, 3029 nucleotides. The record is from the annotation of a GenBank genome assembly. NCBI's taxonomy places the organism in Eukaryota, Metazoa, Arthropoda, Insecta, Coleoptera, Chrysomelidae.
GCAUUCGUAUGCACUUUGGAUUGCAUGGGGGAUUAAACUCCUCCAGCUUAGUUCAGUCACUACGGGAGAGCUAACAACAUACAAGAACUUUUUGGCCAUGCGUGUUUAAAAAUUUGAACCAAGACUCAAGACUAUACCCGCGACCGAUGAGUAAUUUGUCAAAAACAUCUCAUCCAAUGAAAAUUUUGGGAUAUUGAAAAAAUGGAGGAUCAGAGUUCAACGUUCACUUUUAACAACAUAGAUAAGUGCAUUACGCUCAGUCUUCGUUUUAAUUGGAAGUAAGGAAUCAUUCAAACACUAACUCGUCAGGUAUCGCAUCGUGAAAACUUUCCAGUAUGCCAGACUUGAGAUUCGACGGUAGAGUAGCCGUAGUGACAGGCGCUGGGGCAGGAUUGGGUAGAGCCUAUGCCCUACUUUUCGCUUCCCGAGGGGCCAAAGUUGUUGUGAACGAUUUGGGAGUUAGUAGACAUGGAGAUGGGAGCUCCUCGAAUGCUGCCGAUAAGGUUGUGGAAGAGAUUAGAAGAAAUGCUAUGUUGAAGAUGCAAAUUUAAGGGGCUAUGUGAUUGUCAAGGUAGUCAUGGGCAUGCCUUGGUCCUUCCUCUGUGUGUGCCUAUGAAAGCAUUACCACCUACAACAAUAUUUGGAGUUGACAGAGAUUCUGGAAUCACUAUUUCAUCAGUAAUGGCAAGACCUUUCCUCAAAACAGACUUUGAGGAACAGCUGUUGCUAACUAUGAUUCUGUAGUUGAAGGAGAAAAAGUCAUAAAAACAGCAUUAGACAAUUUUGGAAAAGUGGACAUUCUGAUAAACAAUGCUGGAAUUUUGAGAGACAAAAGCUUAGUCAAAAUGACUGAUCAGGAUUGGGAUUUAAUUCACCAGGUACAUGUCAAAGGAAGUUUCAAAACUAGCCAGGCUGCAUUUCCAAUUUUCAAAAAACAAGGCUAUGGAAGGAUCAUUAUGACAUCAUCAGUGGCAGGACUUUAUGGAAACUUUGGACAAGCAAAUUACUCUGCGGCGAAGAUGGGUUUGGUUGGAUUAUCGCACACCGUUGCAAAGGAAGGUGCCAAAUACAACAUACAUUGUAAUGUGAUUGUACCUACGGCAGGCAGUAGAUUGACAGAAGACAUUUUACCGCCAGAUCUUUUUGCUGAGCUGAGGCCCGAGUUGAUUGCUCCAGUUGUCGCUUUCCUCUGCCACGAAAGCUGCCAAGAGAACGGCUCCAUAAUAGAAUCAGCUGCCGGUUGGGCUGGAAAAUGCGCCAUCUUCCGAUCGAAUGGAGCACUAUUACGGUCAACUGUGGUCGAUGACGUCACUGUUGAGAAGGUCAGAGAUAAGUGGGACCAGAUCUGCGACCUCAGCAACGCGAAGCGGAUGACGUCCGCGCAGGAGUCCACUGGGGCUCUUAUGGAAGCGUUAGAGGGAUUGAAGAACAAGGUUGAGGAAGAAACAGUGGAUACUUACGAGUUCGGGAGUAAGGAUGCGAUGCUGUAUGCUUUAGGAGAUGGAAAUAUCUUUCGUGCAAUCUUCUUAUGCUUUUUUACAGUUGGUGCAUCAGUGGCGAAUCCUCAAGAGCUUCAAUACCUAUACGAGUACCAUGAAAACUACAACAUUCUUCCAACCUUCUACAUUAUACCUGCCAUGCAGGCCGUCUUUGCUUCCAGCAUUGAGAACGUAAUCCCAGGAAAAACCAUCUCUCUGGAACAGGUGUUACAUGGCGAACAUUACAUCGAAUUCCUGGGCGAAAUUCCCUUAGAAGGGAAACUUACAACAAAAACGAAAGUCGUCGAAGUGUUGGACAAAGGAACUGGCGCUGUGGUCGUUAUUGAUGCCGAAUCUUAUGAUGAAAACGGACAACUCGUAUUGAGAAACCAAUGUGUGACUUUUGCCGUUAAAGCUGGCAACUUCGGUGGUCCAAGAACAGGUACUAAAACUAUAAGCUGUCAACCGAAGCCAAACAGGAAUCCUGAUGUUUCACUGACACAAAAGACUAGCAUUGAUCAAGCUGCAUUAUACAGACUGUCAGGAGACAGAAAUCCACUUCACAUAGAUCCAUCAUUUGCCGCUGUCAGUGGAUAUGACAGACCGAUUUUGCAUGGACUGUGCACUUUAGGAUUUUCUGUCAGAAUAGUGCUAUCUGCUUUUGCUGGGCACAAUGCUUCCUUAUUCACGGCGUGCAAGGCCAGAUUUGUCAAGCCAGUCUUGCCAGGACAGACACUCAGAGUUGACAUGUGGAGAGAGGACAACAGAAUACAUUUCGAGACUAUUGCUGUUGAAACAAACACUGUUGUCAUCGCAGGUGCCUACGUCGAUCUAAAAUCCGUCAGCAUCACAAUGCCUAGCAAACCUAGCAGCCAGAGCUUGAAGAGCGACGCGAUCUUCGAAUUCAUCAUCGAAGAAGUGAAGAAGAACCCACAGAAGGCCAAAUCCAUUGGUGGUGUGUUCCUGUAUAAGAUCACCAAAGACAAGAAGGAAGCCAAAUGUUGGACGAUGGAUUUGAAUAAGGGAGAGGUAUACGAAGGCGAACCAACGUCAAAGGCUAACACAACAUUGACAGUUGCUGAUGAAGAUUUCAUCUUACUAGCAGAGGGUAAACUGAACCCCCAACAGGCAUUCAUGAAGGGGAAACUGAAGAUUACUGGCAACAUUAUGCUGGCUCAAAAGUUGCAACCCCUAUUGAAAGCCAAUGCCAAAUUGUAGAAUACUUCUUUUUUUACCAAAAUACUCCAUGGGCCAAGAUUUGACAAGACAAUUCAAGAAUACUUUUUUAAAUAUUUUUUUGCGUUCUUUAUUGGAUUUCCACAUUCCACCAGCUUUUUUAUUAAAAAUUCGAGUUUACGUGUCAUGUUAUGUCAAUCUGUGAUAUUCAUUCUGGAGCUCAUGGAUGAACUUAUAAAAUAGUUCUCCUGUUCUGUUUCAAUUUUAAGUCUUAAUUUGUGGUUUUUAUGUAUGGGUAAAACGUGUAAUGGUCUUUAUUGUAUUUUUUAUUGGAAUUGUUGUAUGAAUAUGAAAAUAUAUUUUUUACGUGUUUAA